This is a messenger RNA of Lolium perenne, 2673 nucleotides long. The record is from RefSeq and is a predicted model, not a curated record. NCBI's taxonomy places the organism in Eukaryota, Viridiplantae, Streptophyta, Magnoliopsida, Poales, Poaceae.
AUGGCCAAGGAAGACCAGGAGAAUACGGCGUUCAUAACGCCGCUCGGCGCCUACUGCUACACGGCCAUGACCUUCGGCCUCCGGAACGCUGGCGCCACCUACCAACGGUGCAUGAACAGCUGCCUAGAAAGCCAGAUCAGCCGCAACGUCCACGUCUAUAUAGACGACGUGGUCGUGAAGUCAACUCGCCAGGAUGACCUGGUCGCCCACCUCGCCGAAACAUUCGCAAACCUGCGGCGGUACAACAUCAAGCUCAACCCCCUGAAGUGCACCUUCGGAGUCCCAUCCGGACAGCUACUCGGCUACGUCGUCUCCAAACACGGCAUCGAGCCCAACCCGGAGAAAACGGCAGCGGUUAUGCGCACCAAGCAACCAACCUGCCUAGUCGACGCGCAGAAGCUCGCCGGGCGGGUCGCGGCACUAAGUCGCUUCAUCCCGCGACUCGGCGACAAGGCCAUGCCACUCUAUCGCCUCUUGAAGAAAUCAGAAUCGUUCGAGUGGACAGAUGAGGCGCAAAAGGCCCUAGAAGAGCUCCAACACGCUCUCAGAAAUGCACCCGUCCUCGCGGCCCCACUCCCUCAAGAAACGAUGUUGCUAUACGUCGCCGCGUCGAAUCGCGCGAUAAGUGCAGUCUUGGUCGUCGAACUACUGAGGGCCCAGCGGCGGCUGGCCCCUUACUUCCACGAGCACCCCAUCAAAGUGGUCGCUUCAACUCCACUCGCCGACAUCAUCCGUAACCGUGACGCAACCGGACGGAUAGCCAAGUGGGCAGUCGAACUCGGCGUCCACAACAUCACAUACGAGUCGCGCCAUACCAUCAAGUCCCAGGCAUUAGCCGACUUCCUCGUCGACUGGGAAGAAGCACAGCAGCCGAGCUCCCGGGCCGACCUCAAGCAUUGGACGCUACACUUCGACGGUUCUAAAAACCUCGAAGGGGCAGGCGCAGGCGUCGUCCUCACCUCGCCCAAAGGUGACGUCGUGCGGUAUGUCUUGCAGCUCCGAUUCGAACCCUGCACCAACAAUAUGGCCGAGUAUGAAGCACUCCUCCAUGGCAUGCGCGUCGCAAAGGAGAUGGGCGCAACUCGCCUGCGAUGCCUCGGCGACUCCGACCUCGUCGCCAGCCAGACGUCCGGCACCUGCGACGCCUCCGACGCCAACAUGAUCGCCUACAAACGAGCGGUCGACCAAGCCGGCGCUAGCUUCGCUGGCCACAACGUCGAGUGGAUCGACAGGCGCAAGAACGAAGAAGCAGACGCCUUGGCCAGGCUUGGGUCCAAGCGGAUACCACCCCCUCCAGGAGUCUUCCUCGACGUCCUCACCCGUUCAUCGGUGCACAUACCACGGGAAAUCGACAUCGCCGAACCACCUGCACCUGACUCCGCCCUAGUCACACUCGCCUCUGAUGCUGGGGACUGGACCGAGCCGUACCUCAGCUACCUCGAGCGCCAGGUACUGCCGACGGACGAAACAGAGGCACGCACCCUCGUGCGCCGCUGCAAGUCCUUUCCCAUCAUCAACAACGAACUCUACAAACGCAGCAUCUCCGGGAUAUUUCAGCGCUGCGUCACCGCCGAUGAAGGUCGCAAGAUCCUCCGGGACAUCCACGCGGGCGACUGCGGCCAUCAUGCAGGCGCCCACUCGAUCGUGGCCAAAGCUUUCCGGCAUGGCUUCUACUGGCCAACAGCUCACAACGACGCCAUGGCUAUCGUUCGAGCAUGCGCUGGGUGCCAGAAAUACGCCAACCAAUCGCACAUGCCGGGCUCAGCACUGAAGACCAUACCCCUCACCUGGCCAUUCGCCGUCUGGGGCAUGGACAUGGUAGGAAAGUUCAAAACGGCGCCCGGCGGAUAUACCCAUCUCCUCGUCGCCGUGGACAAGUUCACCAAGUGGAUAGAGGCAAAACCCAUCAAAAAAUGCGACGGCAAAACGGCGACCAAGUUUCUCCGGGAGUUGAUCUACCGCUACGGCUACCCCCACAGCAUCAUCACGGAUAACGGUACAAACUUCGCCAAAGGAGAAAUGGCUGACUUCUGCGAAGAAAAGGGCAUCCGACUCGACCUCGCGGCAGUCGCACACCCCGAGUCGAACGGACAAGCAGAAAGAGCAAACCAGAGCAUCCUCCAUGGGAUCAAACCACGGCUGAUGGUACCCCUGGAGCGCGCGGCCGGCUGCUGGGCCGAAGAACUAUCUUCGGUACUCUGGGGCAUUCGCACAACACCAAAUAGGUCGACCGGCUACACGCCCUUCUUCCUGGUGUAUGGCGCCGAAGCCGUCAUGCCAACAGACAUCGCCUAUGAUUCACCACGAGUCGCCAACUACGUCGAAGAAGAAAACGAGCAAUCUUGGCAAGACAACGUCGACAUCCUCGACGAGGCACGAGACCUCGCACUCUCCAGAACGGCCAUUUACCAGCAAGGCCUGCGCCGAUACCAUAGUCGCCGAGUGCCCAGUCGCUCCUUCCAAGAAGGCGACCUCGUCCUUUGGCUCAUACAAGACAAGAAGGGCAUGCACAAGCUUUCUCCCCCGUGGGAGGGACCGUUCGCCAUCAGCCGCGUGCUUGGCAACGAUGCCUACUACCUCACUGACGUACGCAAGAACGACAAGGGCGAGCCGCUCACCAGAGAAGUCGAGCGUCCCUGGAACGUCAACCUUCUCCGCCGGUUCUACAUCUAG